UCCGCCUCCCAUCCAGCAAUCCCGUCCCCUCCCGCUCCUACCCUUUCCGUGUCGUCUUCCCCCCGUCGAUCGGCGAGCGCUAGGGUUUAGCGGUUUCCACUUUUGGCUUGGGGGGGUUUUAUCCGCGAGGCGCGGCAAGGCGGCGGCGGCACCUCAGAUAGGGUUUCCCCUUCCCCGGCGACGCGAGGCGAUGGAGGCGGCGGCGGUCGACGACAUGAUCCGGCGGCUCCUGGAGGCCCGCGGCGGGCGCACGCCGCGCAACGCGCAGGUGACGGACGCGGAGAUCCGGCGGCUCUGCGCCGCCGCCAAGGACGUCUUCCUCUCCCAGCCCAACCUCCUCGAGCUCGAGGCCCCCAUCAAGAUAUGCGGGGAUAUCCAUGGCCAGUACUCUGAUCUUCUUCGAUUAUUUGAGUACGGUGGCUACCCACCGGAGGCAAACUACCUUUUUCUGGGUGACUAUGUUGAUCGGGGAAAACAGAGUAUAGAAACGAUAUGCCUUCUCCUGGCGUACAAGAUAAAGUACCCAGAAAACUUCUUUCUCCUCAGGGGAAACCAUGAAUGUGCCUCCAUCAACCGGAUAUACGGGUUCUUUGAUGAGUGCAAGAGGAGAUUCAAUGUACGGAUCUGGAAGAUUUUCACUGAAUGCUUUAACUGCCUUCCAGUUGCUGCACUUAUCGAUGAUAAGAUCUUAUGCAUGCAUGGGGGUUUGUCUCCUGAAUUGAAGAAUAUGGAUCAGAUACGCAACAUUGCUCGACCUGUGGAUGUGCCUGACCAUGGUCUCCUCUGCGAUCUUCUAUGGUCAGAUCCUGAUAAAGAUAUUGAAGGGUGGGGAGAUAAUGACAGGGGAGUGUCCUUCACUUUUGGGGCUGACAAGGUAGCUGAGUUUCUUGAGAAGCACGAUCUAGACUUGGUCUGCAGGGCACACCAGGUCGUGGAGGAUGGCUAUGAAUUUUUCGCCAAGCGCCAGCUCGUCACUAUAUUUUCUGCACCCAACUACUGCGGCGAGUUCGACAAUGCUGGUGCCAUGAUGAGCAUCGAUGAUUCCCUAACAUGUUCAUUCCAGAUUCUUAAGCCGUCAGAAAAGAAGGGAAAAGCAGGAACCGUCAACAUGUCAAAACCUGGAACACCACCGAGGAAGAUAAAAAUAAGUGUCACCCGUAUCUAGCUGGAUUCUCUUUAUUAAACUGAAUUUGAGAAGUUGUGAUGAAGUGCCCCCCUAGACUUGUUAUGGUAAAGGGUUUUGGUGCGCCUAACACAAUGUUAAAAUGUGGACCAGCUUGCCUCUUCGUCUUACUUAUGAUCUGAAGUCUGAUGCAAAUGUAUCCUGGCAACUUUGCCAACCGAAAGGAAGAUCAUGCUAACAGAAACUUUUGUUUGUUUGUUUUAUUGUGGACUUCUAUUCUUAUUCCUCUACAAAUGCAACAUGUUAAUGGAUGGGUAGCCUUGGUUGCGGUGA
Messenger RNA from Setaria italica (foxtail millet), 1456 nucleotides. Its product is annotated as serine/threonine-protein phosphatase PP1. The record is from RefSeq and is a predicted model, not a curated record. Gene Ontology annotation, cellular component: nucleus; cytoplasm. Gene Ontology annotation, molecular function: protein serine/threonine phosphatase activity. The transcript is spliced from 3 exons. Lineage: Eukaryota; Viridiplantae; Streptophyta; Magnoliopsida; Poales; Poaceae. Bases 191 to 1165 code for a protein of 324 amino acids.